Messenger RNA from Mauremys mutica (yellowpond turtle), 2358 nucleotides. RefSeq lists its product as uncharacterized. The record is from RefSeq and is a predicted model, not a curated record. Lineage: Eukaryota; Metazoa; Chordata; Testudines; Geoemydidae. The coding region runs from base 1072 to 2307 and encodes 411 amino acids. The transcript has 16 exons. Gene Ontology annotation, molecular function: protein binding.
UAACUCUUUGCAUCUUCCACCAGAGGAUCUCAAAGCGCCCCAGAAGGGUGCACCCUAAAAGCAGAAAGGGGGAGCUGCCUAUAUGCUCCAGUCGCUGUAGAAAACCCCACGUCUUCCUUUGGGACGCUCUGGCGCUAAAGGAGGGGCUGCCAGAGUGGAGAACCAGGGAGCAUUUGCUGGAUGAAGUGUGGUGUUUCCUGUGCAGGAUGGUAACAGGGCUGACCAUCAGCUGCGAGUGAGCUGCUAGAAAGGCGACAAUUGCAGUUUCCACCCAAGCUGCUGAAAUGCCCACCUUCCUUGUGGGUGGAAGGGAAGGGGCUGCUGGCUCUUGUACCCAGUUCUGCCAGGUGUCAAGUGCUCUCAAACACCAUUUACCGUCAAGGAGAGUUGAGGGUGCUUGACACAUUUCAGUCUUGGGCCUUUUGUGCCUACUACAAAGCAAAGACUAUGUGUGAAUGCUUCACCUCAUCAGUGCGCUUGAUAGAUAUUGUCUAAUCCUCCCUCUCUCUCGCCAGAGUGGUGAAGUGGUGCUAUCCCCCCUUGUAUCGGUAGGGAACUCAGCCCCAGGGGUUGUGACUUGCUCAAAGUCUCAGAGUGGUCUGUUAGCAGAGCUGGCAUUAGAACUCUGGCCGUCCUGAUGCCCAGCCCUGUGCUCUUUCCCUAGACCAAGUUACCUCUCAUGAGCCAGGCCUGAAGCAAGGAGUGAAUUUGCUUUCCUCCUGGUAUUUAACAUUGAUCUUAUAUCUCUGGGGGCUGAGCAAAUGGUUUGACCAAGUGACUUGAACUUGGUCUGUUCAUGGACCUUCCUGCCAAAUAGAACAACCUGAUGGUAACAGACUGACUGCAGAGUUAUUCCACAAGCUGUUGCUCUAGCUCUGGUUAAAAAUACCAGCUCAUCAAGACCAGUCCCACGAGAGGGUGAUGUGAACGGGGGCCCUCAGCAUUCUGCUUACCUUCCACUGUCUCCCAGCGUGCAUCCUCGCCAUCAAGGAGGGGAGCAGCCCGUGCACUGACGCCUCCCCGCACCUAGCCCCCUUCUGCGAGAUCCUGGAAACGAUCCUUCGAAAAGGAAUGAAACAGCCGGUGCUGGGCUUCAAGAGACGGGAUUAUUGGCACUGGUUAGAGCAGCUUCCUCAGCAGGAUACCUGCAGUGGGGUGACUCCCUUGUCAAUCAUGGUAGAGAAAGCCAGUUCCUGUGAGAAGGUGCUGACAGCGCAGGGACGAGGGCGGUACUUCCUGCGCCUAGCUUUAAAUCAGAAGUCACUAGCUACUGCCAUUCAACAGCUGGCUCGGAGUCCAAAACUGCUGGAGUGUUACGAUCCUCUGGUCUCAGUGCUGGGAAAUGAAGAUUUCAUGGAGCCGUUCCUCUCACUGAUGCUAGUGGUGUCAGAGAUGAAUUUCUCCCUGGAUCUGCAGAAUUCCAGUUUCUUGGAUGAAAGUUGGCUGCUGCCGGUGUGCCUGACCUAUGAGACUGUACCCUGCAGAGAACUGGGGAUGGUGCUCAGGUACUUGGAUGGUCGGAUCUUCGUCAUCGAGGUGCUUCCCGAGAGCCAGGCAGAGGUGGACGAGGUGGUGCUGGCUGGAGACGUCAUUGACGAGAUCAGUGGCUUUUCCCUGAGAAAUGCACGCAACGGACAGGCAGGGACUGUGCUGCAGAAGCUGAAGGGCAAGCCCCUGAGCUUCCGCAUGAUCCGGUGGAAGUGGCAUGACGGAGGGAUGUACAAGCCGCUGCUGCCCUACCUGAAAGUGCUGAGGGAGAAGGUCCCCAGCUUCCAGCUCCAACAGGAGCACAGACACAAAGAGGAGAAGGAGGAGCGGUGCCUGCAGGGGGGCAGGCUACUGUACAACUUGCGGUACCUGGGCCAGGCCAAUGUAGGAAAGUACGGUGGCAAAGAGGUGCUGGACGAGGGCAUACCCACGGUGUUAGAGCAGCACCUGUGCCCACGGGAAGUUUUAUUUGACGUGAAAGAAACUGAAGUCUUCAUACAAGAGAAAACCUCUUCCAAGGUUCUGUUCCAGUACCCGUAUCCAGAGAUCUCCUGUGUGGGUCGCUGUCUGGACAGCAACAAUCUUUUUGCCUUUUGCGUUGCGGUUUCACCAGGGACCCCUGAACACAGUACCUUUGACUGUCUGGUGUUUGAAUCAAAUUCUGCGAAUGAAUGUGAAGAAAUUAUCAAGAGAAUUGGACUGAAGAGGAGCUAUCCAGCGGUUACAGAAAAUGAAACUAAAACUAAAACAAGCUAUGACGGGAAGGCUCAUAUGCAAAAUUCCAAAGAUACACGUAUCUACUCAGACACAUACAGAUAAUAAAAUACAAAGUGCAGACAAAACAAACUUGCCAGGUAAAACCUAACUUUU